This is a messenger RNA of Neltuma alba, 1071 nucleotides long. RefSeq names its product ethylene-responsive transcription factor ERF014-like. Gene Ontology annotation, molecular function: DNA-binding transcription factor activity; DNA binding. Lineage: Eukaryota; Viridiplantae; Streptophyta; Magnoliopsida; Fabales; Fabaceae. The transcript has a single exon. The record is from RefSeq and is a predicted model, not a curated record. Gene Ontology annotation, biological process: regulation of DNA-templated transcription. The coding region runs from base 93 to 761 and encodes 222 amino acids.
CACAUUCAAAAAGAGAGGAAUAGAGACUUGUUGAACACCCUUUGCAGCCCAAGGAGAGUGAUCUUGAGACAUCUUUGAGUCGAGUCUCUAUAAUGGUCAAGAGAGGGCACAAGAUCCACACAGAGACAUCAAAGCCAAUUCAACCUCAAUCUUCGUCGCCAGCAGCAUCAGAUGGGAAAAAGAAGUACAAGGGAGUGAGAAUGAGAAGCUGGGGUUCAUGGGUUUCAGAGAUCAGAGCACCAAACCAGAAAACAAGAAUAUGGUUGGGGUCUUAUUCAACCCCCGAGGCUGCCGCUCGAGCCUACGAUGCUGCACUUCUAUGCCUUAAGGGUUCUUCAGCAAAUCUCAACUUCCCUUCAAGUUCUUCACACUAUAUUCCUCAGGAUACCGUUAUGUCUCCAAAAUCAAUACAAAGAGUUGCUGCAGCGGCUGCUAAUAGCUUUGCUGACAAUGCCACAACCCCACCUUCGCCUCCCCCUGCCUCUGCCUCGACCUCAUCUUCCUCAAUCGUCUCGUCCCCAUCAAUGUCCUCCGAUCAAAUCGAUGACGAUGUCUCACUGUCAUUUGGCGCCUACACUAGCUGUGAUCAGACUGGUGAACCAGUCUCUUUGAUGGACUCUUAUUGGUAUAGCUUUGAUGAUUUACAAUCCCCAAAGUAUGUAAAUCAAAUGCUCGGUGGUAAUUUGUUUGAUAUUGAUCCCACACAGCUGCUGGAUGAUUGUUGCGAAGAAAGUGAUAUUCGUUUGUGGAGCUUCUGCUGAGAUAUAUAUAUGCAGGCCAAAACCCAAUUCUUUUUCCUUACAGAUUCAUAUUCGUUUGCCUCCAAUGCUACAUGUUGAAGAUACAUAUAUUACUGACUGACCAAGUUUAAAAUUCUCAUUUAUCUAUACAUAAAUGGUUCCUAUAUGUGCAUGUUAGAAGAAGAAAUUCAUUGAGACAAGACAAAUUUUUUGGCCUACUCUCUGAAGUGAAUUUCUGAACAUCUGAAAUUAUGUACCAUUGAUGCAAAGCUCUAUCAUGUUUAUGUUAUAAAUAUCCUUUCCAUGUGUAGCAGAAUAUAUUCAUCAAUGU